Messenger RNA from Dipodomys ordii (Ord's kangaroo rat), 1681 nucleotides. RefSeq names its product fibrous sheath interacting protein 1 (gene Fsip1). NCBI's taxonomy places the organism in Eukaryota, Metazoa, Chordata, Mammalia, Rodentia, Heteromyidae. The record is from RefSeq and is a predicted model, not a curated record. The transcript is spliced from 11 exons.
GCUGCUAUCGGGCCAGUGCGCUGACGUCUGGUUCCCGGAGUCCGCGCCGGGCGGGGGAGCCAUGGAUAUCAUCAAGGGAAACUUAGAUGGAAUUUCCAGGCCGGCCUCCAACUCGAGAACCCAUUUUGGGAGCAGGCUUUCCAAUGCUUCCUUAGAGGUGCUGUCCCCCGAACCUCGCUCCUUCAAGGUCGAUACUGCAAGCAAGCUAAGUUCUGGUAAAGAGAACCGCUCAGAAAACAGCACUGUGGAAGAACGAAGACCCAGCAGUGCUGACAAAUGGGCUGACUACUCUGGGAAAGUAAAAUGGGCCAAGGCCGGGCCGGAUGAAGAUGUGGGCAUUGCUCAAGAUCAGAUCACACUGGACCGUUCAGACUUUGCAUAUGAUCUGAAAUUGGAAGAAUCAGAUUCUCAACUUCAAGAUGCUAUUCAUAAGAUGAAAAGACUUGAUAAAAUUUUGGCAAAAAAACAACACAGAGAAAAAGAAAUCAAGAAGCAAGGUUUAGAAAUGAGAAAAAAGCUGUGGGAUGAACUUAAGUCUGCAAAAAAUAAUGACAUCUUGCAAAGCAGUGAAGAGAUGGAAAAUACAAAGAAGUUUUUAUAUUUGACUGUUGAAUCUGAAGAACCUGUUGAUCCUUCUCAUUAUGAAGAUGAAGAACAUUUUUUCUCAGUGUUUCACACGCAACUCCCUCCAGAAGAUUAUGAAAACCAUAUGCAGAAGGUCGACCAGGGUUUCACUUGUGAUGUGGAAAAAAAUGCGCCACUGAUUAAAGCAGAAAAGAACUCUUUCUCAGACACAGAGAAGGUCUGGGACAGACAUAACCAGGAUUUUAUUAAGCGCAACAGUAUUGGGGGGAAAAUGCAGAGUGACCUAGUAAUGUUUUCCUCUUAGGGUGAUUUGCCCGGGCGCCUCGUCCCAGGAGAGGGGUAUACACUGGCACCCAGCCAGCAUCAGCAGCUGGCUGACAUUGACACAAAGCUCCAGGAGCUCUCCGCAGUCUCUCCACGGUGUGAAAGUCAGAAUAACCAGGAAUCUGACCUUGGUGAUGAAAAAAUUAUGGAGCUAGUCCCCGGAGACAAAGUGCUUCGAAACACCAAAGAGCAGCGAGACCAGCAAAACCGGCUGAAGGAGAUAGACGAUAAGCUGCGGAAGAUGCAGGAAGAGGUGUUAGAUUCCACACCACUUCUCUCUGAGCAACAGUUAAAGAGUCUUCUGGGUGAAUGCACAUGCAAAGGACAAGCCAUCACCAGGCUUCCCUCCGAAAGAGAAGGCAGAGUCACGGAGGACGGCACGCCUCAGUCCCCCCAGCCUUCCCCGCCCGACCUCUCUGGGUUAAGUGGCUCAGAUGCAAAGGUCCGGAAGCCAGAGGGAGAAGAUGCAGAUGAGCUUGAGAACUGGCACCGUGAGGCCAACCAAGGCUGCUACCUCGCGAAAGCCUUGGAGGGGCAUUGCGUGUCAGAAGCCCUGGCCUUCGAAGCAGAGACUAUAAAACAUCUUCCGCUUUCCAAGGAUGAGGUUAGCAGUGACACGCAAGACUAUUUUAUGUCCAAGACCCUUGGCAUCGGGAGACUGAAAAGGCCUUCUUUCUUGGAUGAUCCACUGUAUGAUGUCACUGUGAGUCUUUUGUCAAAGGACCAAAAUCUGGAACUCAGCCCUCCGGAGAAAGCAACAGCAGGAACAUGA